AUGGCGAACAGAAGGAAUGAGGCGAAGGCUCCUCCUGGGGAAGAACGGAUGAGGAAGGAACGAGACGUGGGGGGGCAUAGUAAGGAGGAACAUCUUGUUCAAUGGAAGAAGAUCAUUCCGUGCAUCUGCUAUGCCUUGUCUUCCAUCUACAUGACACUUGCACAGAAGUAUGUUGUCAUCAACGCUUCCGAAGUCAAGGCUCUUUUUCUCUUCUACCAGAACGCCGCAGCCUUGCUGAUGUUCCUCCCGACCUCUCUCGGCCUCCUUCAACGGUUCCACAUCCUCCCCUACACCUUUUGGGACACUCGCGCGGCUUUUUCUGUCCUCCCCCUUGGUAUCACCUACUCCAUCAUGCUCUACAGCUCCAACUGGGCUCUUUCCCUCUUGACGGUCCCCAUGGUCUCAGUCCUGAAGAACAUCGGCCCUGUAGUUAUCACUCUCUUCGAAUCUUGGACGGAGGGAAAGGAAGUUUCUAUCAGCGUCUUCCUCUCCCUGCUGAUGCUGGUGUCCGGCGGGCUGGUGGCAGCGUAUAACGACCUGAUGUUUGACGGCUGGGGUUAUUUGCUCAUGUUCUUCAACGUGCUUACCAACGUGGUGCAUGUGAAUCUGACGAAGAGGAUGAGGAGUUUGUCUAUCAGAAAGGAGGUUGUCCUGCACUAUCAGUCGAUCUUUAUGUGCAUUUUCCUCCUCCCCGAGCUCAUGAACCAGGACCUUAAUGUCAUUGUCAACGGUUUGCGGGAUCAGCCACUUGUGGUUCAGAUGGCGUUCUUCUCGACUGGAGUGAACGGGAUCGUGAUCGCACUUUGUACCAUGUGGUGCAUCGAGGCGACUUCUGGCAGCACCUACUCCAUGGUGGGAGCUCUGAACAAGAUCCCGUCCUCGAUCCUUGGAAUAUUCAUCUUCAGAAAUCCUGUUAGCGUCCUAAACUUGGUUGGAGUUGGAAUUGGGCUGAUUGGAGGAGUUGUGUUCAGUCUGGACAAGCAGAUUUCUGCGAGAAUAAACCGCUGGAGAAAGUUGGAGUGA
Messenger RNA from Guillardia theta CCMP2712, 1023 nucleotides. RefSeq lists its product as hypothetical. Lineage: Eukaryota; Cryptophyceae; Pyrenomonadales; Geminigeraceae. The coding region runs from base 1 to 1023 and encodes 340 amino acids. Gene Ontology annotation, cellular component: Golgi apparatus. Gene Ontology annotation, molecular function: GDP-mannose transmembrane transporter activity; antiporter activity. The transcript is spliced from 5 exons. The record is from RefSeq and is a predicted model, not a curated record.